Ziziphus jujuba (common jujube) is the source of this 1035-nucleotide messenger RNA. RefSeq lists its product as uncharacterized. The record is from RefSeq and is a predicted model, not a curated record. Bases 1 to 1035 code for a protein of 344 amino acids. The transcript has 9 exons. NCBI's taxonomy places the organism in Eukaryota, Viridiplantae, Streptophyta, Magnoliopsida, Rosales, Rhamnaceae.
AUGGAGUAUAAAUCCCUGGAAGGACCUUUUGAUCCCAGAAGUAGAAGGGAAAAGCCCAAAAUCAAAGAGGGAGCUGAUGAUAACCAAGCUAGGAGAGUUGUAAAUCUGCUGAACCCUUCUACUCUUAUUUGGGACGAAGCAAAGCUACAAGAGAGCUAUAGCUCAGACAACGGCAAGAUGGGAACCGCUCGUAGAAGAAUUCAACCAAGUGACUCUGGUAAUUCAGCGAUAGCCUUCAUAGCCAGGGAUGAUAAAGGCGUAGUUCGACUCCUUGCUGCCAAGCUCAUACCACCGGUAAGAGACGACAUAGUUGAACUCAAAGCAAUCGAAUCGGCAACAUCUAUUACGGAGGAAUCGGCUUGGAAAGAUGUUGAUUGGCUUUGCGAUGCUAGCUUUUGUAACUACCUUGCUUCUGUUUUAGUUCAAAUCCUCUCUGAGAAGAGAUCUGCUGUGAAUGCUGAUUCUGUAUCGGAGUUGAGUGAACUUGGAAAUCAAUUAGCCAACAAAAGCCGUUAUCUAAAGUUGAGAUUCAAUAGAUUGGGGGAAACAGUUAGUAGAUAUUUCAAUUCAGUGUUGAAUGGAGUGUUACGUUUACAUGGGACAUUGUUGAGGCAUCCUGAACCUGUGUCAGAUAAUUGUUCGGAUGAUAGAUGGAAAAUAUUUAAGAAUUGUUUGGGAGCAUUAGAUGGAACUUAUAUUAAGGUUAAUGUAUCCGAAAUCGAUAAGCUGAGAUAUCGAACCAGGAAGGGUGAGAUAGCCACAAAUGUCUUAGGUGUAUGUAGCCCAAAUAUGGAAUUUAUAUUUGUAUUACCUGGUUGGGAAGGUUCCGCUUCAGACUCAAGAGAGCCAUUUUUCUGUGUUAGGAGAGAAAUGGCACUUGAUCCUGGAGAAGCUGAGUUUGAUAUGAGUAACGAUGCUGACAUAAGUGGGGAUGAAGAUAUUAUAGGAUCAAUUGGUUCUUCGGAUCAAUGGACUAAUUGGAGAAAUGAGUUAGCUAGGCAAAUGUUUGAUGAGUGGAGAAGUCGUCGUGGUUAA